CCGGAAAUAUUGGAAUGUAUACAGGAAGUAGUAGCGUAUUUCUCAUUUUGUUACCGAAUAAAUGUUUGUUUCGUUUUAUUCUAACACAAAAAUACAUAAUAUUUUUCAAUGUCGAGGCAAAACAUAAUCGGACCUGCUUUGCCACCGAUGAUGGAAAAAAGCAAAAAUGAUCAUUCACAUGACGAAGGCGCAAUUAUAGGUCCAGCUUUGCCUCCACUGUAUAAAGCUGUUACAGAGUCUUCCGAUUCAUGUGAUGACAGUGACCAAGAGGAAGUCGUGUUUAAGAGGGCUAAAUACUCCUCAUCUAGGAACCGGCCUUCCUCAAACAGGGGCCUAGUGAAAGAAAAAACAUGUAUAAAGCAAACAGACAAGCGUGAUGAUUAUGAAGGGGAUGAUUGUUUCUUUGGUCCAGCUCUUCCCCCGGGAUAUAAAAAUCAAGACAUAACACCUGAAAGGCCAUCUGUAAUAGGACCUGCCCUUCCUCCAGGCUUUAGAAUACAAGAUGAAGAAGAAGACGUGGAAAGUUAUGAUGCAAGAGGAGUUUUAGGACCAUCUCUACCGCCAGGUUAUAAACCAGAUUUGUCAAGCAGUGAUGAAGAAGAUAAUGAUGUCAUUGGCCCCAUGCCAGCAAAAGGGGCAGCACCGGACUCCGUGGCACUGGACUUUGAAAGAAGAGCCCAAAGGAUGAAAGACAAACUUACAGGAGUUGAUACUGGUCCAGCAGUGCCUGCCAGAGAGAGCUGGAUGACUGAAUUGCCUCCUGAGUUGCAGCAUGUGGGUCUGGAAGCACGCACCUUUAAGAAGAGAUCAGGCCCAGAGAACAAAGACCGUUCAAUCUGGACUGACACUCCUGCUGACCGUGAGAGAAAAGACAGGGAACGGCAGGAGGCUAAGGAAAAAGGUGAAUCGCUCAAGGACGAGGGACCUCGCCUUUCUCAGAAAGAGCUUGAGAUGGCUGAAAAAGUUUCAAAAUAUAAUGAGUCCAAGCGUGGCGAAUCUCUCAUAAGUAUGCACACUAAGAAAAUGAAGAAAAAAGCUCAGGAGGAUGCUGAAAAGCCUGUGGAGAGAAGACCCUUCGACAGAGACAUGGACCUUCAGGUCAACCGCUUUGAUGAGGCCCAGAAAAAAGCCUUGCUCAAAAAGUCACAAGAGCUGAAUACCCGCUUUUCUCACAGCAAAGAUCGCAUGUUCCUGUGACAAAGAUUAAAGAUUGUUAAAGAUUUUUUUCAAAAGACAUUGCAUCACCUGGAAAAAUCAUCAAAACAUUGUCAACUUUGUUAACAGUUGUGUGUGAAUAUGUAAGACUGAUGAUUCUUCAUUAACUUGCUUUUUAUACCUUAAGUCUAAUUGUAAGUGACAAAAUUAUGUAACUUAGUUACUUCUUCAUGAGUACUGAAUGAGUGGUUCUCAAAAUCGGUAAAGAACAUGUCAAUUUUCACCUCAAAAUUAAAAGAAAGAAGUAAGAUAUAUUUUGCUUUUUGAAAAUAAAGCUGUUUUUAGGAUCAUUGUGAA
Molecule: messenger RNA, 1512 nt
Organism: Misgurnus anguillicaudatus (oriental weatherfish)
Lineage: Eukaryota; Metazoa; Chordata; Actinopteri; Cypriniformes; Cobitidae
Gene: gpalpp1
Product: GPALPP motifs containing 1
Source: RefSeq, a predicted model, not a curated record